AUGACCGAGUGUUGCGAUGCGAAGAGCUUGAAGUCACUACGUCUUGCUAGCCGCGGAUGCGCCGCAAAGUUACACCGCGUAUAUGUCAGGUUCUUUUUCACGAACAUCGGCGUUCUGCUAUGUCGCGAGCAUAGCAUCAGUGCUGCUGUCAACGUCAUCCACCAUCCAGUCUUCGGGCCCAGUGUCCAGACCAUCAGCUUCUACGUUGACCCGAUCCCACUUCCAAAGUGGCCCCCCAUGAGCACAUUCUCUCUCGAGCAUCGUGUGGCCACUGGCAAGUUCAGGAAUGAGUACGACAACAUGCGACAUCAAUCCACGGACGUGCGUCUUCUACGCGAGCUCUUCAGUGAACUCAAGAAGCAGAGCCGUAUCCUGCCACUUAAGAUUGAUGGAGACGCGGAUCUAUCCUCGCAUCCUCCCAUUGGUCUCGGUGCUAUGAUGAACAAUCAUGGCACACUGUAUCUCGACACAUACGACAUUGGACCCGUUUCUAUCCUUGUCACUGCGAUCGAGAAGAGCAAAUACCAGCCAGCAUCUCUUUCGAUCUCGUCGACUGCGAGCAUCCCUGUACAUCGGGCUGAUAUUGAUAACCAUCGAUCUUCCCGGGCGAGUCCUACUCCUUUGCAGACUGUCGUCCAAGGCCUCAAGCAUUUGGACAUAGCCAUUUGGUGCGACUACAGAAGCCAAAUGAAUGCCAUAGAAUUUGGUGCCGUACUCGCUUCAGCUCCGAUCCUCGAGACCCUCACUUUGCGGAUCAAGUCAGACAAUCCAGAGGAAACGCAUCAGAGGCCCGAAGACAGCAGACAAAUCCGCCGUGCCUUUUUGGACGUCGCAGGCGUUGUGGAGAUUAUCCUCAAGCGGACCAUGCCGACGCUCACGAAACUUGCCAUCCAUGGCCCAGCCGCUGCCUUCGGCGACCUCGUCAGCUUCGUCAGACGCCAUGACAGGCUUCAAGAGGUGGAGUUGAAGGGAGCCAAGAUUUGGUGCGGCACCGACGAUGAGAGAUGUCACAACAUCACGACCAGCACAGAGACUGUCAGCCAAGCUCUGAUUCGCUUGACGAAGCUCUCAGUCGUCGAUGUAGAUAAGGAGGCUGAUCAGUGGUGGGAAGAUCGGGACACCUGGUUGAUAUAA
Molecule: messenger RNA, 1134 nt
Organism: Fulvia fulva
Lineage: Eukaryota; Fungi; Ascomycota; Dothideomycetes; Mycosphaerellales; Mycosphaerellaceae
Exons: 1
Coding region: 1-1134 (377 amino acids)
Source: RefSeq, a predicted model, not a curated record